Messenger RNA from Nasonia vitripennis (jewel wasp), 2217 nucleotides. RefSeq names its product acid phosphatase type 7. The coding region runs from base 230 to 1582 and encodes 450 amino acids. Gene Ontology annotation, molecular function: acid phosphatase activity; metal ion binding. The transcript is spliced from 6 exons. Lineage: Eukaryota; Metazoa; Arthropoda; Insecta; Hymenoptera; Pteromalidae. The record is from RefSeq and is a predicted model, not a curated record.
CAAGAAAUUAGCUGUCAAAGUCAACACUCAACAGUCAAGACAGUGAACAGUCGCAUAUAUUACACGCGCGCGUGUGUUUGUAAUACUAUACCUACGUUUCCCCACUUUUCCCUCGCGGAAAUGCAGCUGUAAAGUAGUGGGAAAGUUGUUUUUGGAAUGAUAGGCUCCUUGUUGUCGUCACGUUUGAUUAUUUUUCAUUCUAGCAACGACUGACGGCGUCGACGCAUCCAUGCGACAACAAAGGUCUCUCACCAGCAUCAUGCGACAGAAUACAAUGCGCCUUAUCGCUGUUUUGGCGCUGCUGGGAUUAUUGAAUUCCGUCGUCGGAUUAGUCAAAUAUCAACCAGAAGCUGUACAUAUUGCUUACGGAGAGGACAUUCAUGACAUUGUCGUAACUUGGAGCACAAGACAAGAUACUCAAGAAUCUAUUGUUGAAUAUGGCAUAAAUGGCUAUGCUUUGACUGCUUAUGGCAAUUCAACACUUUUCGUUGAUGGCGGACCUAAGAAGCACCGACAGUAUAUUCAUAGAGUUUGGUUGAAAAAUCUCACACCCAACAGCAAAUAUGUUUAUCACUGCGGUAGUGGACUUGGAUGGUCAGAUGUUUUCUACUUCAAUACUGCACCAGAUGAUUCUGAAAAUUGGUCUCCCAGAGUUGUGAUAUUCGGUGAUAUGGGAAAUGAAAAUGCUCAGAGUUUAUCAAGGCUCCAAGAAGAGACACAAAGGGGUUUAUAUGAUGCUGCCAUUCAUGUAGGAGAUUUUGCCUAUGAUAUGAAUACUCAUGAAGCUAGAGUCGGUGAUGAAUUUAUGAAACAAAUUCAAUCAGUGGCUGCAUAUUUGCCAUAUAUGACGGUGCCUGGUAAUCAUGAGGAAAAAUAUAAUUUCAGCAACUAUAGAGCACGGUUUACAAUGCCAGGAGAUUCAGAGGGAUUAUGGUACAGUUUCAAUAUGGGACCUGUACAUUUUGUAGCUAUUGAAACUGAAGCAUAUUAUUUCAUGAAUUAUGGAAUAAAGCAACUUGUCAAGCAAUUCGAAUGGCUUGAUAGAGAUCUCACAGAAGCUAACAGACCUGAAAACAGGGCUAAAAGACCAUGGGUUGUUACAUAUGGCCACAGACCUAUGUACUGUAGUAACUUAAAUUCCGACGAUUGCACAAACCACCAGUCAUUAGUAAGAGUUGGACUGCCAUUCCUCAAUUGGUUUGGUUUAGAAGAUUUAUUCUUUAAGCACAAAGUAGAUCUAGAACUUUGGGCACAUGAACACAGCUAUGAGCGUUUAUGGCCUAUAUACGAUUUUAAAGUUUACAAUGGAAGCUACUCUGCGCCAUACACAAAUUACAAAGCACCAGUACAUAUAAUCACUGGUUCUGCAGGCUGUAAAGAGGGAAGAGAGAAAUUCGUUCCACAAAGGCCACCGUGGUCAUCGUUCCGUAGCUCCGAUUACGGAUUUACGAGAAUGACAGCACACAAUAAGACGCAUUUGUACUUGGAACAAGUUUCAGAUGAUAAAGAGGGUGAAGUUAUUGAUAGGGUUUGGUUAAUUAAAGAUAAUUUUUUGCCGAAUUACGUUGUACCUGAUAUGUAAUGUAAACUGUUACUACAGUUUUAUUGUUUUUAUAAACGAUGAUGAUCUUCAAAUAAGAAUGAACAAAUCAAAUGUAUUGUAAAUUUUAUAUUAAGAUUAAGAACUGUGAUUACUGUUUUAAGAACACGUCUUUUUAUUUUUAUGCAAUAAUCUCGACUUACCUUUAUUAGUUCUUAUUAUACUAAUAUUUAGAAAACUUGUAUCCAUUUGUAUAGAUAAAAAAACAUUUUUUUAAUUGGGAUAGUUUACAAUAAAUAAGUCAGAUUUGAAUAAUAAUAAUAAUAAUAAUAUUUACUUAUAAAUGUCAUUUGUAAAAGGCGAUUUCACGCAAGUUUUUUUAAUGUACAAAUUACUUGAUUGCAGCCAUGGCCCUUUGCGCAAGCAGUUGUAGAAUGAAACACAAAUCAUGCCUUCGUUGAUUAGAGAGAAAAGAUGAUUUUCAAAUGGACUACUUAUAUCUUACAAUUAAGAAAAAAUAGAGGUCUUAAAAUUUCAAAAAAUCAAAUAAGGUAAAAGGCCCAGUACAUGGACAGAUUUUGAGGAAAUUUUAGAAGCUCAUUUAUUUCGCACGGAUAAAUUGCGAAGUAUCAAAAUGAUUUUAACACUAACGUUUAGCCGACAUAAUUAACUUUCAA